Cylicocyclus nassatus is the source of this 746-nucleotide messenger RNA. The record is from the annotation of a GenBank genome assembly. NCBI's taxonomy places the organism in Eukaryota, Metazoa, Nematoda, Chromadorea, Rhabditida, Strongylidae.
CAAGAGAAGAGCACUGCUAUUAUAAUGUUGUGUAACUUCAUCGAACAGAACGCAAAGAAAUGUGCGGAAUACUUUCCGGUUCAACCAGGACAACCAUUGUCGUUUGAUGGUGAUGUGCAUGUUGUCUACAGAGAUCAAGAAAUGCUCACCUUCCCCUUCGAAACCAAGGUACGAGUACGCGUUACCCGUCUGGACGUAAGCGUCCCUGGUCAACCGAUUCACACUUGCUCACAUUAUCAUUGGUUGGAUUGGCCAGAUCGAGGAGUUCCUGAGGCUGAUUUGGCACCGAUUUUCCUACUCAAUAAGGUUCAAGAUACUGUCACUCCAAUAAUAGUUCAUUGUUCGGCCGGGAUUGGAAGAACAGGAUCCAUAGUGCUUAUACAACAUGCACUUGAACUGUUGCAACGGAAUCAACCAUUAUUGGAGAUAUGUACAUAUUUGAUAGAACUGCGUAAACAACGAAAUAAUAGUAUACAAACAGAACAUCAGUAUCUAUACAUUCAUCAAGUUCUAUUACUGUAUCUAAGGACGCAUAAAUACCUAGAUGAUAGUGUCACGGCAUACCUGGAUAACUUUACCAGGGAUUACUAUAAGGCAACAAAAGGAUUUUAGAAGAAGAUUAAAAGUGUUUACUAGCCAAUUAGAGUCUAGUACAAAGAGUUCAUAUGGUAACCAAGAAACAUUUAAGCGCUUCAAUGUUUUCUUUCGCUUUUUAAUGUCAUUAAACGACGAGUCUUCAAUAUUUG